Messenger RNA from Fraxinus pennsylvanica, 459 nucleotides. NCBI's taxonomy places the organism in Eukaryota, Viridiplantae, Streptophyta, Magnoliopsida, Lamiales, Oleaceae. The record is from the annotation of a GenBank genome assembly.
AUGGAGGGUCCUCAAUCUUCUAGCCCUUCUCAUCAAUAUCCCCAAGCAAUUCAACUUAAGCUUUACCAGGCUUUUAUAUUCUCAAUUCCUAUACUCUUCUCCAUCAUUCUAUUUCUGUUAUUCUACUUGUUCUACCUCAAGAGAAGAGCUUCAAACUUUUCGGCAACUCCACCGGUUCUCCCGAGGACUAUUCACGAUGCCACGCCUCGCGUUACAACGUCAUUUGAUUCAGACUUGAAAGCAGAGCUGAAAAACCAGCUUUCCACAAUCUUGUUUGAUGAAUAUCUAAAAGCAAGGGAUUCACUGUGUUGUGUGUGCUUAGGAGAAUUUGUGAUGAAAGAGGAAUUGCUUCAAGUGACAUCGUGCAAGCAUGUGUUUCACGUAGACUGUAUUCGACACUGGCUUCAAUCCCAUUCAACUUGUCCACUUUGUAGAGCUCCUGUUGCUGUCACCUCAUAG